This is a messenger RNA of Alternaria rosae, 634 nucleotides long. RefSeq names its product fungal hydrophobin-domain-containing protein. The transcript is spliced from 2 exons. Bases 114 to 416 code for a protein of 100 amino acids. The record is from RefSeq and is a predicted model, not a curated record. Gene Ontology annotation, cellular component: extracellular region. Lineage: Eukaryota; Fungi; Ascomycota; Dothideomycetes; Pleosporales; Pleosporaceae.
UCAGAGAUAUAUAAGCCACCCUCAUUUCCCCCAAAGGAAACUCAUCAUCACAGCAGUUCUCAUCUUCUCAUCUACACCUUCACACAACCACCACAACCCACCAAACCACCAAAAUGCAGUUCACCAUCUUCACCAUCACCGCUCUCUUGAGCCUCACCUCUGCCGCCGCAGUAACCAAGCGUUACCCGUACACGGCCACUCUCGUCGAGCGCCAGAGCGAGAUCUGCGGUGGUCUCGCCACGCCAUUGUGCUGCCAGACGGAUGUCCUUGGUGUUGCCAACUUGAACUGCGCGAACGCGGGCGCCGGUAUCGAAACAACAGAGGAUUUCCAAGCUGCCUGUGCCAAAGACGGAACCACGGCUCAGUGCUGCAUUGUGCCGCUUGGUGCUGAUGGAUUGCUCUGCACUGCUGCCUAAGCAGUCUCAAACUUCAAGACAAAGAUGCAUUCAGGCAUGCCAGUUCGGCUGCUGAAGCAGUGAACCAUUUGGAGAGUGGAUGUAUAUGAGUGGCGGUCGAGACGUUGCUGAGAUAUAGCGCAAGGAGGUUUACUGUUCUUGUUGUCACCAUCUACCACUCCUUUUAGGUGGGACAGUUCAUUUGUAGAUAUACUUGGAGAUGGAGGAUUGGUAGGAAG